Mytilus trossulus (common blue mussel) is the source of this 984-nucleotide messenger RNA. Its product is annotated as neurofilament heavy polypeptide-like. Bases 72 to 848 code for a protein of 258 amino acids. NCBI's taxonomy places the organism in Eukaryota, Metazoa, Mollusca, Bivalvia, Mytilida, Mytilidae. The transcript has 7 exons. The record is from RefSeq and is a predicted model, not a curated record.
CUUCAGCGAAGACCUACUUUAGAAAAGAUGCAUGGCAGCUUGUUUUAAAUACUCUCAAAGUAUUAGAAGAUAUGUAUAUUAGUAACACUCAGAAGUAUUAUGAUAAGAUUUCUCCAUGCCAGACAAGAAAAGGCAAAGCUUUAAUAGGUCCAGUUGAAGGAAGAAUAUUCAAAAAGUUUUCAAAAAGGACAUCAGACCAGAUUAAAUCAAAAAAAAGAAGUGUAUAUUCCUUUACAAGUGAGGAAUUUUCUCCAUUAAAAGCUAGGAAAGCUAAGAAAUCCUUUACAAGUGAGGACAGUAUUCCAUUAAAAGGUAGGAAAGCUAGGAAAUCCUUUACAAGUGAGGACAAUUCUCCAUUAAAAGCUAGGAAAUCCUUUACAAGUGAGGAUAGUUCUCCAUUAAAAGCUAGGAAAUAUCUUACAACUGAAGAUAGUUCUCCAUUAAAAGCUAGGAAAUCCCUUACAAGUGAAGAUAGUUCUCCAUUAAAAGCUAGGAAAUCCCUUACAAGUGAAGAUAGUUCUCCAUUAAAAGCAAUAAAAGAUUUAAAUAAUCCAAUAGAUGUUUGCCAAAAUUUAGAAAGGAUCCGUGAAACUACUGGAGAAUAUGAAAGGAUUGGUAAAAAUACUAAAAAGGAUGCAAUUACAGGACUUAUUAAUCAUUCAUCGACAAAAGAUAAAAAAUCAGAAAUAGGCAGAAAAAGAUUAGGAAAUAAGAAAAUAGAUGCAGCAGAAUCCAAGAAGUGUACAGUAAGACUGACUGAUAUUGGUACUAUUAAAAACUUGAAAACAUAUGUAAACAAGACAGAGAAAAAAAGAAAAAGAAGGAAGAUAUGUGUAAAGAACUUGUAAAAAAAAAUGUUAAAUGUUAAAGGGGCACUAGCUGUCAAAUUCAUGUUCACCGACUUUACUUAAUUUCUAGUAUUUAAUUUAUAAUAAUGAAUAAUGUUAACAUUUAUCCAACCUAUUUAAAGUCUAAAAAAAAUUA